Clupea harengus (Atlantic herring) is the source of this 2981-nucleotide messenger RNA. It is a transcript of the gene stbd1, whose product is annotated as starch binding domain 1. Gene Ontology annotation, cellular component: membrane. Gene Ontology annotation, molecular function: starch binding. NCBI's taxonomy places the organism in Eukaryota, Metazoa, Chordata, Actinopteri, Clupeiformes, Clupeidae. The record is from RefSeq and is a predicted model, not a curated record.
CAUUGAUGCGGGACCCGCUGUAACGCAUUAGCCAAUUGGCAGUGAGCUCACCUGAUUGCAGGGAGUGAUUUUUAUCAGUGCCGCAACAAGAGGCCAUUCCAAGCGAAGAAGAGACACACGCCAGGCGGAUUAACGGACUGCUACAAAUAGGUUACUAGUGGGUUCUGGCAGAAAAUGAAGAAAAGUAAAAGCGUCGCUCUGGAUAGCCGUGAUCUUAAUCUAUUCUUUUCAAUGAUGAAAGGUUACGGUCCUUUAAUGGCUCUUGGGGUAAUUGCAGUGUUGUCUGUCUGUGCAGCAUUCUUCAUUUAUCGAGCUAAUAAGGGUCAAAGUAAAAGAAACGCCGAGAAAUCAGUGAUGGAGACCGAGGAGAAGGAGACAACAAAUCCGAUUCUGAAGAAGAGGAGAGUACAAAAUAAACACGUCGAGUCAACAGGGAAUAUGGAUGAUUCUCAGAAAACGAUUCCAACUGAUCCUUGUGAAAUGAUGCAAGUCGUGUAUCCACUUAAAAGCAGCCACAUCUCCACUGAAGCUCAUGGCCAGAACCUGAAGGAAGGGGGUAAAACGUCAUCUGAGAGCUGUGCGAGUGUGCAGGGAGUUCCACAUGAGUCUCUUGCUGACUACACCACCGCUCCGAAUGAAUCCUGUGCCUCUCAGACUGGCAGCCAUGAUCUCAUUGAACAGCUUGAAGCUGAAGAUGCAGGAGAGCAGAGGAAGGUGGAAGUGCAGUCUGAUGAGGGCUUGAUUGCUGGCCAAAGCAGUAAGGAAAGUCAGGAAGGGUUUGUUGAAGAUGGUCAAAUGCAUACUUUUGUCAAUGAAUCUUGGGAGGAUUUGUCAGGAUGUUUUGGGAAAGUCUGCCUUAAAAUGAGUCCUAGAGAUUUGCAUGAGAAGGAAAUUAGUGUUAAGUCUUCUGCUCUGAAUAUGUCCUGCUUGAUUAAAGAUGCAUAUGAAAAUGGAGACUCUGAGAAGAGUUGCAGGCCCCAAGAUCAGAGUUGCAGCUCUGCAGGCACAGUUGAACAUGAUUUCGCAUAUUAUCAGCAAAGGGGUCCAGACUCUCCCCCUGAGCAGUUGGUGAGUGACAACUUUUUGGAGGAAAAAAUAAAAACUGAGGAUGAUCUGACCUGGGCAUUGCAAACCUGUAUAACAAGUAAGGGCCCAGAGGAGUUGAUGGUCAUCCACCAGUAUGAUCAGGAAAUGCCACUCCUUAACCUUUACAAGUCUGACUACCUGAGCUUUUCCGCUGAGGGUAUCCCUGAGAUGACCGGAGAGUCAGCUGUGAUGAAGAAUGUGGAUGUGAGCCCUGUGGCUCCGAGCCAGAGCCAAAGCAGCGGGGACGUUCAGGUGGAGGAGAACAGUGACAAGACCGAGAUUAACAUCAUGGAGGCCACCAUGGAUAACAACGAAUGGCUGAAUGGAAAUGAGGCCCUUAGUGACUUCCCUUGGAUUAGUCUGAGUGAGGGAGGUGAAAGCUCCUCAAUGGCUGAGGGGUCUCAACAGGAUAUAGACUGGGACACUGAGAAAUCUGAGACUUCAGAGGCGCUUUCAGCUGCAUUCACUACUUCCAAUGAUAAUCAUGAUGAUGACCCUGCAAUGAAACGAGUGGCGACUGUUCCACCCAUGCCUCAGACGGUACGUGUCACCUUCUCCGUCCACUACAUCACUGACACGCCUAACCAGCUCCUCGCCGUCACUGGGAACCAGCAGGAGCUGGGAGCCUGGCGCAGCUUUCUUCCACUUCAGAGAAGUAAACAUGGGCUCUGGUCCGAGAGCCUCACCCUCCCAGUGGAGAGCCAGGUGGAGUGGAAAUUUGUGCUGGUUGAGGACGGCGAGAUCUUUCGCUGGGAAGAGUGUAGUAACCGCCACCUAGUGCUGACGGGGCAAGACGAUGACCUCCAUGUCCAGAGAUGGUGGGGUUGCCUCUGAAGAGGUAUUCUGAAAUGGCCUGUGUAGCUUGCUCACUGGAAACCCUACUCCUGCAAUAUGAAAAUACAAUAUAUAGCAAUAAUGUUAUCUGGCAAUAUUAAUGUAAGGUGCAAUAUUUGUAGUGAAUAUUUUUGUUUGUGGGGGGUGGGCAUUGUAUAAUUUGGUGUUCAAAUGCUAGUUAAUGUAGCAUGAGACUGAGGUGUCCUGGAAAAGCAUUGGUUACUCAAGAGCAGGUCAAAGGUUUUUGCACUGAACAAUAGCAAUAUUCUCUUCAUGCUGCUUGUUUGUUUUUAAAAACCUAUGAAUGUAAACGCAAAUAAUGUUGACAUGGUCAUUUUUGUAAUCGUCGAAACCGCAAGUCUUUCUCCAAGGUACACUGAUAACUAGUGGUCGUGUGUAUUUGUCUGCUGCUGUGUCUGCUACUGAUUUAAUAUGACAAUUAUUUACUUCAGUGGAAUGUCUGUGUUCAAUGUCUAUCAAUAUAGUUUAAUUGUUUAUGUCCAAGAAUGCAACAUUCCACUUUGUUCCUUUUAGAUUCACCUUAAAGCAGAUUUGUUUUGAAGUCACCUGUAUUCUAUUUUACAGAAUUUUUAAUGUUGAGAUCUAAUAUGCCUUCUCCCAGCUGAUCCUUGAUGCCUUUAAUUCCACAGCAAUAUGUAUAGGUCUUUGUUGUCAAAUGGUUUAACAUGUGUUUUAAGACUUGCAUUGGUUUUUAACUUCUUAUUCAGUUGUGUGUUCACAGUUUUUGAUCAUGUUCCACCAUCAGUUCUGGGUGUGGGCAACACGGAGAACGGUCUGAAAUAAGCCAUGUUGACUGUUAAACUUUGUUCCUAAAUCUUUCUAUUUGCACUCUGUAAAUAUUCACUAAUGUUCCCCUCACAGUUUUUGUGUGUGUGUGUCUGUCCUGACUGUUAAUUUUGUAUUUCUAAUCUGUACUCAUAAUAAUCCAUGAAGGGAAUUUGUGUUGUAUGAUUUAAGUAAUUUUGAUGGUGUAUAUGUAUGUUGCAAGAUUAAUUGAUCAUAUUAAAUUGUAUUUGAAAAAAUAAAGUAUUUCUUUCUUA